Molecule: messenger RNA, 3359 nt
Organism: Oncorhynchus keta (chum salmon)
Lineage: Eukaryota; Metazoa; Chordata; Actinopteri; Salmoniformes; Salmonidae
Gene: slc52a3-2a
Product: riboflavin transporter 2
Exons: 4
Coding region: 1079-2410 (443 amino acids)
Biological process (GO): riboflavin transport
Cellular component (GO): plasma membrane
Molecular function (GO): riboflavin transmembrane transporter activity
Source: RefSeq, a predicted model, not a curated record
UGGCAAAGUAAUUACUACUUGGCUCAAAUGAAUGUACGGGUGGAGGUAGCAGGUUUUCCGUUGCCCCCUGAGACUCAUUAUUACUCCUCACAGGAAUUGCCUUCUAUGGCCUAAAGUUACAUUGUUAUGGGUGAACAAAGCCCUAAUGCUAAGCACAGGUCUCAUCCUGUUGCUAUGCAUUCUCAGGAAAUGUUACAGAAGAGUUAUAGGAAUAUAUGAAUGCAUUUGACGUGCCUUUUUAACCAGGAUGGUAUUUGGGCCUACAUUAUCAUUAAUGAUAAUUGUUUGGGUCAUUCGGUAUGUAUAAAUGUUUCCUAUGGAAUUUUGUUCAGCUCUCUUGUGUUACAUUCGGGACAGUUUUGCCUAGUCCUUAGUGUAAUUUGGUCAACAUUCCAAUAGAUGUCGGUAUGAAGAAAGCCAAACAGGGCUUUAACUAGCUUUAUUGCUUUGGUUAAUUUUUCACCUGUUACUGUGGUUAUGGAUUGCAUUUCAAGAUCAUCACCAAUUUAACUUUCUCUGUCAAGCAGUUUGUGAAAUGAGUGAAAAGUAAUCCGGUAUAACCUCAACAAAAGAUCAAGAGAUCAAACCAUUUUUAAAACUCAUUUGAAAAUGUCCUCUGGAGAAAUGGACGGAAUUUGUGUAUAUCGGGGGAAAACGAACAUUCUAGGCCUUAGCUAGUUCUACUGUAUUUUCCAGCUUAGCUAGUUCCCUUGAUCUCCUUAGGGAGGAUUAGAGAAAUGCUUAGAUACAAGAAUGUGUUGACUCAGCCAUAAGUUGAAAAGAAACAAUGAAAGUGUUGGUGUAAACCAUUACAUAUGAUGUCUCAAUGAAAAAUGUCCCGAAAUGUGCCUAUCGAGGGAACUGUGGAUGAAAUAUCAACUCAGGUGUUGAACAAACAUGUGUCUUGGUUGGUUGACAAAAGCACACCCACCAAGGAAUGGGGCUAAAAUCCCCAGUGGGAUCCUUCAGUGCAUAGGACUUUGGCUUCUCUGCACUGCAGAACCUCUUCACUGAACUCCCUGCUGUCUACCCAACAAUCCACUUCCGAGCGCACCAGUGUUCAAUACCCAGAUUCACAAUGUCACUUUUCAUCCAUAUAUUGGCCUGCCUGUUUGGCAUGGGCUCCUGGGUGUCUAUCAACGGACUAUGGGUAGAGCUGCCUCUCAUCGUGCCCCAGAUCCCCGAGGGUUGGUACCUGCCAUCCUACCUAUCCGUCCUCAUCCAGAUGGCCAACGUGGGGCCCCUGUUCAUCACCCUCAUGCACCGCUUCCGCCCCGGGGCGCUCAACGAGACUGUGGUCAUCUAUGUGAUCAUCUCCCUGGGCAUGGUGGCCAGCUUUCUCCUGGCCUUCUUCUGGAAGGAGACGCUGCUGGUGGCGGGCGUCCCUCGCAGCGUGGCCCUCCUCCUCCUUACCUUCUUCCUGUCCACUGUGGACUGCACCUCCUCUGUCACCUUCCUGCCCUUUAUGAUGCGUCUGAAGCCCCAGUACCUCACCACCUACUUUGUAGGGGAGGGUGUCAGUGGCCUGCUACCCGCCCUGGUAGCCCUGAUCCAGGGGGUGGGGGUGGUCCACUGUAACAACUGCACUCAGAUGAUAAAUGACACUGGCUCAGUCAGUCUUAGCUACGAACUUCAGGCUCACUACCAGCCGGCCAACUUCUCAGCUGGGGUGUUCUUCUUCUUCCUCAGUGCCAUGAUGUUGGUGUGCCUGGGAGCCUUCAUCCUUCUAAACUACCACCCUGCCGUGGCCCGGGAACGCCCAAAUGCCCGCUACCCCAACGGGGUCCUGGAGAAAGGCGAGGCAGCUCAGAUGAACCCCACAGAGCAGAAGGCCAUGAUCAAACAGUCUGAUAUCAAGCCCAAAAGCUGCUUUGGGACCGGGACGUACAGCCGGAUACAGGUGCUGUACAUGUUCUUCAUCCUGGCCUGGGUCAACGGACUGACUAACGUUGUGCUUCCCUCAGUGCAGUCCUACUCUUGUCUGCCCUAUGGAAACAGUGCCUACCACUUAUCGGCCACCAUGGCUGCGGUGUCCAACCCUCUAGCCUGCUUCAUUGCCAUGUUUUUCCAAACAAGGUCCUUAUUGCUGUUGGGGGCUCUCACUUUGUUUGGCAGUGGGAUUGGAGCCUACAUUAUAGGCAUGGCAGUGCUGAGUCCAUGUCCUCUGCUGGUCAAUGAAACCUUAGGAACCUUCCUCAUUGUGAACUCCUGGAUCUUCUUCAUCCUCACUUUGUCCUAUGUUAAGGUGAUCAUUGGUGUUAUCCUCCGUGAUGAGGGCCACAGUGCCCUCGUGUGGUGUGGAGCAGUGGUGCAGUUGGGGUCCUUCAUGGGUGCAGUCACCAUGUUUCCCUUGGUCAGUGUGUAUAGUUUAUUUUUAUCAGGAGACCCAUGUAAUACAAAGUGCCCUUAAAUUAUGCUAAACAACGAUGAACCAGGCAUAUUCUGAGAAACUUAUUUGAUUAAUUCUUCCGAAGCAUGUGUACUUCAUUAGUAAAAAUGCAAUUGAACAACUAACUAGUGAGGUGAACAGAAUUCAACCAACUCGUGGGAGUAAAGUAAGGUAAUAUAAGGUUAUAAGGUUCAGGGUGAUUUACUAUUUGGACAACACCCUCCAAGUAUCUUGUCAUGUGACACUGGUGCUAUUGAUAAGCUACUGUCAGAGCCUCUUUUCACUUUACACUAGCAGCUUGUGGAUGGUAAAAUUAGGGACUUUUGUCAGUGCAUGCAAAUAAUACCAGGCAGCGAAUAAGCACCUUUUAGAGAGUAGCGCAUACCAGGUAGAUAGAAAGAACAUUCAGCUCUCCGGAAGAUAAAAGCCUAGUGUUUUUGUAGCAUUAAAAAAAUGUAGCAUUUUUGUUGAAUAAAUGGACUUGUGAUUAGCUAUGUCAACUAUUGUGGUUGCCCUAAUCUAAUGUUGACAGAACAAUGUCUGACAGUUUGGACUUCACAAGAGUUAUGCAGAGUCUUGAAUGGACCACUCUCACUGUGGAGAAUCUUUCAUAGGAAUUCAGUGAUUAUAUAGCAAUUUUAACAUUUGGUCCUUUAUUAUUUGGUCAUUUAUUUGGUCAUUUGUUUACUCGACUCCCGAGUGGCGCAGCGGUCUAAGGCACUGCAUCUCAGUGCAACAGGCAUCACUACAGUCCCUGGUUCGAAUCCAGGCUGUAUCACAUCCGGCCGUGAUUGGGAGUCCCAUAGGGCAGCGCACAAUUAGCCCAGCGUCGUCCGGGGUAGGCAGUCAUUUGCUCUUAACUGACAUGCCUAGUUAAAGGUUACAUUUUUAAAAAGUUAAACAAAGUAAAUUUGUGCAGGGGUUCCCAAACGUUUUCACUCGGGCCCCCCUUCACGCAUUGGGGAAUAUC